UUCAGUCAAGUGGAAACACAAAGAAGAAGAAGAAUGUCUAAUAUAAAAGAAGUUUGAAAGCAUUUCUUCAAAAUUGCGAAUGUUUUCUCAAGUUUUUGUUCUGAAUGAAAGAGGAGACUCGCUUAUUUUUCGCAAGUACCGGGGAGAUGUCGAGGGCAACAGUACAGAGGUCUUCUACAAUAGAAUAAGGACGACCAGGGACAGUCAGCCACCAUGCUUUAAUAUAAAUGGCGUCCACUAUAUUUAUAUACACACUGCUGGACUUUACUUUGUACUGAACACAAAAAAACAAGUUUCUCCUAACUUUGUUCUGGAGUUCUUACAAAGAUUUGCUGCCAUAUGCAAAGAUUAUUGUGGAACACUAAAUGAGAACUCCAUCCAGCAGAAUUUUGUUCUCAUUUAUGAAAUAUUAGAUGAAGUAUUGAACUAUGGCUACAUCCAAGAAACUAGCACCCAAGCCCUAAAGCCAUUUAUUCACACUCAGCCGAAGAUUAUAGAACCUUACAAUAAAGCAGCCCAGUUUUCAAGUGGGAAUUUGUUUGGAAUUGAUAAAUUACACAUCAGUGGGGAUCCUUCGAAGAGAUCAGUUGUACAACAUGAUCAGGUUAUGAUACCAAAGAAAGGUGAAAUAUUUUCUGAUAUUGUUGAACAACUGCUUGUACAAAUUGACGAGAAGGGAAACGUCAUUCGUUCAGAAAUCAUUGGAAGUGUUACAGUGAGAAGUUUCUUGCCGGACGGAUGCGUGUUGCAGUUUUCAUUCUCAGAGAACCUGUACAGGCUACACCAACAUAAUGGUUCUGGCCUACGACUGGAAGAUUACACUUUUCAUCCGUCUGUGAGUUGCGAGGAUUUCGAGGACAGUGGAAAGUUGUCUGUCAUAUCUCAGCUCGGCGAGCAUUUCGAACAAUGUUUUCAGUUAAGGGUAAUGAAUUACAGAAUGUCUGGUAACGCUAGUGUUGAAAGUUUUCCUUUUAAUGUGAAAGUGAUUCCUGAGGAUUCUGAUUCUUCAAGAAUUAAGAGCGUAUGUUUACAAAUACGAUGCAGUAUUUCUUCUGAAAAAUACGCUCACCAUAUUGAAGUUCACUUUUCAACUCCUCGAGAUACGGAAAGCGUGUCAUGUCCGGGUCAAGAUGUUGAGUUUUCAAAGGAAACUGGAGUUGCGAUUUGGCGCAUAUCGCAAUGUCAAGGUGGUUCGACUAUGAGGGCCCUUCUUAAGCUGCAUGGAGAAUUUGAGGAGAAUUUCGACUGGAAUCGUGAAUUGAAAUCAGUAAAUUUGUGCUUUGAGAUUCCUUCGUAUCUGUAUUCGAAAGCGAAAGUGAGAUCAUUAAGAGUUUUCGGGGGAUCAGGAAGGAUAGAAAUCACAAGUAAAUGGAAUCGAUACAUUACUUAUAGUGAUUCGUUCAUGACACGAUGGUAGCUGUUUUACGAGGAUCGGAAUUUUCCUCACCAAGAGAAAAAGUGAAAGCGUUGCUGUUUGGAAUAAACGUUUUGACGUUGAAUUUCUCAACUAUAUCCUCGGUUCUUAUUUUCAGAUUAUGCUUGCAAAGUAAAUAUUUAAUUCAUAGUAAAUUAGCAACACGACGAUAAAAUCGGGUGGCGUGUUGCCCACCCUAAACACUACACAAAGCCAGAUUUCCUCAUCUUCGUGACUUGUGGAAUGGGCUGGCUAAAGGUGUGCGGGCAUUCUCAAUAAAUAUACAAACUUUACCACGAUUAGUCUUGUAUUAAAUUUAUUAAUGGUAAACACAGGAACCACUUUUCUAAAACAUA
This is a messenger RNA of Xenia sp. Carnegie-2017, 1770 nucleotides long. RefSeq names its product AP-4 complex subunit mu-like. The coding region runs from base 80 to 1417 and encodes 445 amino acids. Gene Ontology annotation, cellular component: clathrin adaptor complex; trans-Golgi network; cytoplasmic vesicle. Gene Ontology annotation, biological process: Golgi to lysosome transport; protein targeting. Lineage: Eukaryota; Metazoa; Cnidaria; Anthozoa; Malacalcyonacea; Xeniidae. The transcript has 16 exons. The record is from RefSeq and is a predicted model, not a curated record.